CGAUGACACAUUGUACCACCCAAGUCUAAGACUUUCCUACAGGUACAUCUAUCUAAUCAUGGGUGCUGUUGUGAUUUUCCAAAACCCAAUGCCAUUAUCACUAUAGAGUACAGUUAUCUCAUUCUUAAAAAAUUAUAGAGACAAAUUCGACGCUUCCUCAGUUUCAACCCCAUGGUCAACAAGGACUCAUUAACGAAGCGUUAUAGACUACGGAGUACCUCUUCUUUAGUUUCUUCUAGACGACGGAAAAAAUUCUUUAUCUGGUUUCUCAUCAAAAACCCUUGUCAUACCCUCCCUAUGCACGAUCUUCCUCUGAAACGACCUACCUACAGAGGAAGGUCGAGAAACACAACACCGCACUUCCCAUCGUUUGUGCGAUCAGAGCAUAAACUGAAUAUCGCAUGGCUACCGGUUCGCUGCAAUUCCUAUAAUAGUGACACUGUAUAUAUCCGUCCGUACUUGACGAUCUUCUUCAAGGAAGACAGGGUUUACCAAUCUCCGUCUUUGAAAGCCCACAUGUCCUCUUGGAUUGUCUCAAAGACCUCAACUCAAUGACUUCCUCGAGAGGAGCGUGUUGGUUCUUAUUUUCCUGGUUAAAAUCGAGUGUAACCCCAAACAGCUGAUACAUAUUCAACCUGUUCUUCAACGUCCAGAGAGGCUGUGCCAUCGCCGCGUGUCCAUGUCCAACGGCUAAAGGACAACUCAUUACGCAGCCAAGCCAAGGGGAUCAUCUCACAUAGCAGUGCAUAUCAACGUCGCAUCAACAGCUCGUAACAUGACAAUAACUAAAACACACUAUGAUCGACUGUUGAUUGUUCCCUAUAGUAGUUCCGCAACCGAUAGUUCACUAACGUUAUCUAAUGAGAGAAAGGCCUCCGGGGGGAAGAAAACACCGAACCUUGACACAGGGUGUCGAAAUAAACUUAGUAAAGAGUCCCCUAA
This is a messenger RNA of Fusarium verticillioides 7600, 942 nucleotides long. RefSeq lists its product as hypothetical. Bases 172 to 555 code for a protein of 127 amino acids. The record is from RefSeq and is a predicted model, not a curated record. The transcript is spliced from 3 exons. Lineage: Eukaryota; Fungi; Ascomycota; Sordariomycetes; Hypocreales; Nectriaceae.